UAAAGUUUGAACCUUAAUAGGCUUCGAUUAAUUAUAUAUCCUUUUUGUCGAAAACUACAAACAGCUGGGAUACAUUGUUAAACUGGAUUGUAAUACUAAAAUAAACAGAUAUAUAACUUUUGGUUUUUUACGCCAUGAGGCUUUAUAUAGAUUGUUGAGUUCAACUGUGAUUUUCAAAAUCCACGCAAAUGUCGAAGGUACUGAAGAAUUUGAAAAGGUUUUUCUAUUUCGCAUUUAUUCCCCAGAGGUUCUGAUAUUCUGAUUGUCUAAUAAAUAAAAAAUGAAUUUUCGUAAAUCCAUAAUACUCAUUAAUAAAUUUAUACAAUAUUUGAAUAAUUUUGUGAGGAGUUUAUGUCCCAAUAAUUUUCUUUGGUAUUCGCCUAUAUAUGUAUAUGCUAGAAAACUCAUCAGCUUAAGCAUCUUUUUCAGAAACUCAUGAAUUGUACAUUAAACAGAUAGAAAAACCUUACAUUAUUCCAUUGUAACGAUAGGACUUAGAUUAUGAUAUCAUAUGCGUAUGAACAGGUCCCGUUUAGAUUCUCUGGAUUGUUAUUGACUUAUUGUCUAACUAAUCCGAAUUCAUUUGCAAGAUUGGUUUAGUAUACCGCGUUAUAAACCAAUUUCGAUUAUCACCUCGAUUUUGUAUUCCGACGGAUUUACAUUCCGUUUGGAAUUGAAAUUUCGAUCGAGUUAGUUCGAAUUUGCCAUCCCAUACAUUUUCAACCGUUUUGCUUGUAUGAUGUUUGAAAAUAAAACAGUCGAACGAAAGAUAUUCGAAUCUAAAAAUAACUCGAACGAAACAAAGAAUGGGAUUUGCCAAGUCGAUCGAAAUACAGAAUAGGGGCGUAUAUCUUUCAAGAUAUCGUCGUUUAUUUUAUACACCGCCCGAGAAACACAAUAAUUGUUAUUUUCUGAACAAUCUAAUCGGUUUUAAUGUUGUAAUAUGUGAGAUACGAAAAUAAUAUCUAUCAUGCAGUAAACAGUAAUGACAUUAAAAUGAGCCUAGACGGAAUCAAAAGUAAAUCGUUGCAAGACAAACAUUAUAGAAAAAAAUCGGAAGAUGCUGGAACAUCGAAAGAGGACGAUCCUGUGAAUGGUUUUAUAUCCAACUACGAACAAGAAGACGUUAACCCAAAUACACAUUUGAUGAAACAAAUAGAAACUGUGAGCGAGGUUUAUAACAGCGAUAAAGAAAAUAUCUCUGGGAAUGAGAAAGGAAAAUCUAUUGUGGUAAAUUACUCGUCCGGAGAAACACCCAAAAGUGUGAUACAGCGGCAAAAUGUUGACAAUACAUCAUUCCAUUCAUGGGUAUGGGAUACACGAAAUAAAUAUACUAAAAUUUGUAUUGUGAUGAGCUGCAUAUUGUUGCUAUUUAUUGGAUCAAUUAUUGGAUGUAUAAUCUCGCCUCUUACAACCAGUACCCACUGCAAGAUCUUAGAUGGAAAUGUUAAUGAUGCUGCAUCGAAUCGUAACAUCUGCUUAUCAGAAGAAUGCGUGAGAACAGCAUCAUCCCUGUUAGCGGCGAUGGACCGUACUGUUGAUCCAUGCAUUGACUUUUUCCAAUUUGCUUGUGGGACAUGGAAUAAAAAGCAUGUAAUUCCAGAGGAUAGGAGUUCUAUCAGCACUUUUGAGGUACUCGCUGACCAACAACAGGUGAUAUUAAAAGGUGUCUUGGAAGAAUCUAUAGAUGCUAACGACAACCAAGCGACCGUUAAGGCAAAAAUGUUUUACAAAAGCUGUAUGGAUCUGCAACAAAUUCGAACUAUUGGUAUAAACCCAUUACGCAAGGUUCUUAAAAAUCUCGGUGGUUGGCCUGUAAUUGAGCAGAGUUGGAAACCUCCAAAUAUCAGUGUCGAACAACUUUUGGGAAUACUUAGAGGAGUGUAUAGUGAACCUGUACUCGUAGAACUUUAUGUUGGUGCGGAUGAUAAGAAUUCAUCCAGAAAUAUUUUACAGAUUGAUCAACUAGUGUUAGCACUACCGUCACGCGACUAUUAUUUGAAACAGAGCAGCGAAGGAGACCUCAAAGCGUAUCAUCAUUACAUGACCCAAAUUGCGCUACUACUUGGCGGCGAUCCUUCAAAGACAGCAACAGAACUUUUGGAAGUGAUUAACUUUGAGGUGCGUUUAGCAAACGCAUCUCUACCAGAAGCCGAUAGACAUGAUACGAGCGCAAUUUAUAAAAAAAUUACUUUACAUCAACUGCAAACCGAAGUUCCACAAAUUGAUUGGAAGGAAUAUUUACAGACAACUUUAAAUAGUGUGCAAUUGGUAGAGAACGAAGCUAUUGUUAGCUACGCAAUGCCCUAUCUAAUAGAGAUGGGUCGCAUACUUAACGAGACCGAUAGACGGGUUGUCCAUAAUUAUGCAAUCUGGCGAUUAGUAAUGUCGAUAAUGACACACAUGAUAGAUGAUUAUCAAAAAGAAAGAGUCGAGUUUAGAAAAAUUUUGUUGGGAAUACAAUCAGAACGCCACAGAUGGUCCCAAUGUGUCGAAUGGACGAAUAAGAAGCUGGGAAUGGCAGUUGGGGCUUUAUUUAUACGAGACAAUUUCAACCAAGAAAGCAAAGAAACUGCAUUAGAAAUGAUCCACACAAUAAGAGAAGCAUUCAACGAACUUCUAGCCGAUAUUCAUUGGAUGGAUGACGAAACACGAGCUGUUGCAAAGGAAAAAGCCGAUGCUAUGAAUGAGAGGAUUGGUUAUCCUGAAAUAUUGACAAGUCCGAGUGAACUAGAAAAAGAAUACAUCAACUUAACCAUAUCAAAAGAUAAUUUUAUCAACAAUAUCCUGAAUAUACUGAAGUGGGAUGCUGAACGUAAUUUACAGUUAUUGAGGAAACCAGUUGACAAAGAUAAGUGGGCAACAGAGCCUGCAGUGGUGAAUGCGUUUUAUAAUCCCAACAAAAACGAUAUAGUAUUUCCAGCCGGUAUAUUACAACCAUUAUUCUACAGUCAGCAUUUUCCCAAAUCGCUAAAUUAUGGAGGAAUUGGGGUAGUGAUAGGUCAUGAAAUCACGCACGGAUUCGAUGAUAAAGGACGUCAGUUUGAUAAAGACGGCAACAUGAUGCAGUGGUGGAAUAAUGCCACAAUAAGAUCCUUUCGCGAAAGAGCACAAUGUAUAAUUGAUCAAUAUUCUCGAUAUAAAAUCAAUGAAGUUAAUUUAUACAUGAAUGGUAGAAUGACUCAAGGUGAAAAUAUUGCUGAUAAUGGAGGACUGAAACAAUCUUUUCGGGCAUAUCGGAAAUGGGUUGACAUACAUGGUCCGGAGCUAGAACUUCCAGGGAUGAACAUGACACACGACCAAUUAUUUUUUUUAAACUAUGCUCAAAUAUGGUGCGGUUCUAUGCGUCCCGAAGAUGCACUUACUAAAAUAAGAUCAUCAGUACAUUCACCUGGCAUCAUUCGGGUGAUUGGACCACUUUCAAACUCCAAAGAUUUCGCCGAGGCGUACAACUGUCCACUUGCAUCUCCGAUGAAUCCACUAAAUAAAUGCAGCGUUUGGUGAACAGAUUAAAAGCACAUUUCAGAAUAAUCACAUAAUGUGUAUAUACGUGAAUAUUAUUAAGCUUUUCAACGCUGAGUAUUACUGUUCAAAUUUUGUACGACGCUUGUAUAUACCAAGUCACAACUUUUCAAAAUGGCAUAAAAACUUUAUAUAAUUUUCAGUUUCCAUUGAAAUAUUUAGUUUUUUUUAUAUUUUUGUAAGUUAAUGUGUACAAGAAACCUAACACAAAAAAAAACUGACUACGAUUGAUGAAGCCUCUUUGGCUUACAAGGGAAUAUCGAUAAUGACAAAUUUUACUACAAUUUUUACACCUGGUGAACAGAGAACAAGUGCAUUACAUCACGUUUCAAGAACAUAGAAAGUAUUAGGACUUUGUAAAUUGGAAGAUAUACAUAUAUAAAUAUAUUUAUUGUGAGGUAUAUUAGAGAAAUGGA
Messenger RNA from Toxorhynchites rutilus septentrionalis, 3938 nucleotides. RefSeq names its product neprilysin-1-like. The transcript has 10 exons. Gene Ontology annotation, biological process: protein processing. Gene Ontology annotation, cellular component: plasma membrane. NCBI's taxonomy places the organism in Eukaryota, Metazoa, Arthropoda, Insecta, Diptera, Culicidae. The record is from RefSeq and is a predicted model, not a curated record. The coding region runs from base 997 to 3504 and encodes 835 amino acids. Gene Ontology annotation, molecular function: metalloendopeptidase activity.